AUGGCUUAUAAAACAUUAGUGGGAUCGGUAUUGAUUAUUUUGGUAUUGGGUAUUUGGCAUUGUCAGGCUGGUACUAUUUCAUGCCUACAACCCGGUCGUGUUUAUCAAUGCCCAGCUGACAACUGCACAUUAGUUGGCUACGUUCGUGCCGGGCUGGACUAUCCAAGUGAUUGUUUUGUUCUCAGAAAACCGAUUCGAAAUGCGGUUACUGAAAAUCCAAAAUGGUAUCAUGCCAGUUUACCGAGCGGCAGAAAUGGUUAUGUUAAUGCUUUCUUUUGCGAAGGUGAUGUUCCUCAUUGUAAGAACCGCUAA
Adineta steineri is the source of this 312-nucleotide messenger RNA. The record is from the annotation of a GenBank genome assembly. Lineage: Eukaryota; Metazoa; Rotifera; Eurotatoria; Adinetida; Adinetidae.